This is a messenger RNA of Elgaria multicarinata webbii, 4226 nucleotides long. It is a transcript of the gene ARL15, whose product is annotated as ADP ribosylation factor like GTPase 15. The coding region runs from base 479 to 1057 and encodes 192 amino acids. NCBI's taxonomy places the organism in Eukaryota, Metazoa, Chordata, Lepidosauria, Squamata, Anguidae. The transcript has 5 exons. The record is from RefSeq and is a predicted model, not a curated record. Gene Ontology annotation, molecular function: GTPase activity; GTP binding.
UCUCCCUGUUCCUGAAACAUCGGGCGCUGCUGCAGCGGGCUUGCACGGGCGCCUGGCUGGGCUCUGGUCUGCCUCUCCGCCUUCUCCCGGGUCCGGCUGCAAGAAGAGCGCUGCCGUCGGUGUUUGCUGGAACAGAGCGAAGAGAGGACCGGGCGGGGUUCCGGGCGGGCAGCGCUGAAGUGACAGCCUGAGAGAUCCAUCCCUUGCCCAGCCGAGAAGCGAGACCCUGACCGAGAUCACGCCCCUGCGUCUUUGCCUCCCCGGGAAGCUUCCUGUCAGCCACAGGAGAUCCGUAGUUCGGGGCUCCCUGAGUUUUUCCUUCCCCGCGAGCCUCCAAUCGCUGGGACGUGGGGACUCGCCUCUUUAGUCACCUCUGAUCUGUCUCCGCCAGACGCUUUCAGCCCGCUUGAGAUUGCUUGAUAAAAGCAGGCUGCUCCUGUGACCUAUUAACGCCUAAUCCCAGUUGAUACCCCAGUUCAUGGAUUAUCUGUGUUUUCGAGCGCUUUGCUGCAAAGGACCUCCACCACCGCGACCAGAGUAUGACUUGGUUUGCAUAGGUCUCACUGGCUCUGGAAAGACUAGUCUAUUGUCACAGCUGUGUAGUGAAAAUAGAGAAAAUAUAGUGUCAACAACAGGUUUUAGCAUAAAAGCAGUACCAUUCCAGAAUGCCAUCUUGAAUGUAAAAGAGCUUGGAGGGGCUAACAACAUCAGGAAGUACUGGAGUCGUUACUACCAAGGAUCCCAAGGAGUAAUAUUUGUAUUAGACAGUGCCUCUUCAGAAGACGAUUUAGAAAUUGCUAGAAAUGAACUGCACUCCGCGCUUCAACAUCCACAGUUAUGCACUUUGCCAUUUUUAAUAUUGGCCAAUCACCAAGACAAGCCAGCAGCUCGUUCAGUACAAGAGAUCAAAAAGUAUUUGGAACUUGAACCACUUGCCCGAGGAAAGCGCUGGAUACUUAAACCCUGUUCCUUGGAUGAUAUGGAAGCAGUAAAAGACAGCUUCGGCUUGCUGAUAAAUUUACUAGAAGACAGAGAUCUUGAACCUUCAAGAAUGUGAAGAAAACUGGGAUGGUUCUCAGCAUUGUAUCUGUUCGUCUCGCUUUCAGCUGAAUUAUGGUUUGGUUUAAGAAGACUGUGUUAGAGCUUGCAAUAAAUAUAUUUUUGCAUAGAGUCUGGAACGCCUGUUUAUAAGUUCUGUGAAUCAGGUUCAUGAUUACUUUCAGCUACGUUAUCUAUACUACUGAAUGAGGAUUUCCUCUUGUUUACUAACAAAUCUGUUCACUGUAUGCCAUUUUCCUGCAUCGUCAUUAGAAAGAACCUGAAUGUGGAAUUUUGCGACAUGUACAAAACUUAAAACCAGCUGUAAGCAGACACCAAAAGUUGUCUGGAAAUUAUAGUUACAGAGAACCAGAGUAAAUCUUGAAACCAAGAAAUGCAUUUUUAAUGCAGAAACUAAUCAGAAGCCUUAUUGAGUGCAAACACCUACCUUUUAACAUUUACAGUUUAAUUUUUUUUAGAGGGAUAAAACAUUGAUUUAGCAGGAGGUGAAGCAAAGACAGUUGGCAUAUCAGUAUUUUGUUAUGAAUCUGGAAGCCUCUCAAGUGCAAAAAUAUAGCUGUUAUAAAUGUAAAUUAAGCUGAUUAUUGUAUAAAAUGGUGAUGAAAUGGAGGCUAACAUUUAGUAAAGUUUAUGGAGCGAGAACAAUAAACAGGCUUAAAUAAUCACUGGAUGUAUUCUACAUAACUAGUAUUAUGCUAGAAUUCCUUGACCAUGGAAUCGUUAAAAAAAGUUAGUGUCUGAAUUAUAAAGUCUGUCUGUGUUUCUUAAAUACCCCUAUUUUCAGGGGCUUACAUUUCUUUCAAUCAUUGUUCUAGGCUGAAUGUUGGUAGAUAGCUUUUCAUCCUAGAGCAUAGGAUGUUGUUGUUGUUGUUAUUGUUUCUUAAAUGUGACAGCACUCCAUUUAAUUCCAAAAACCUUUCCCAGGUUUACUCUGUUUUGAAGCCCACAGACUGCUUCAAAAUUAAUUCAAAACUGUCUUGAUUUUCAGAGCCCUGGCCAUAAUACAGCAGUGGAUAGCUUCCACUUAAUUUGGAUAUUGGAUGUUAUAUUCAUCUACCAAGUAAGGAAUGGGUUAGGCCUUGGAAGAAUAUUAUAACAUUGGUGAUAUUAUAACACUGAAUCUUAUUUCUGUAUUUUGGGCUUUUUUAAUUUUCCAAGAAAAAUGCAGGAUAUGUUUCACUUGUAAAGAAAUGCUAUGCUUUUUUAUAAUUUACUUUAGGAUACAGUUGGGAAAUAAAGAUUAUCACACAGUUUUUCAAUAUAUACUGCACUUACCCCAUUUUUUAUAAUGACUAUUGCAUUGAGGUGGGGGUGGGGCUGCCUAAUCUUUGACGAUUCCUUGUGAAGGAUGCCACAUGAUAGAGUCUUAAGUAAUGGUGAGAUUACUAAAUAGGAUAGUUAAACAACUAACCAAAGGGCCAAAAAAAUCGUACAUCUAAGGGUUGUUGGGGGUUUUUUGUCGUAACUUUUUACCUGUUUCCACUCUGAAACACCCCUUUAUAACACUGGAGUUUCACAUUUAAAAAAUUGAAUUAUGGUUGUAGCUGCCUACUUCCAUCAAAAGAAACCAAGGUCAUAUUAGGUGGGAUAUGGUUGUUUUUUGCUGACACAAAUGGUUUUUCGGUUUAUUUUAGGCCCAGAAAGAUGAAAUCAUUGAAACUACUAGGUGGAGUUAAAAAUAAGCAGAUAAAGAAGGAACAAUCUUCUAAUUGGUUUCUCGUGUCUAAGGGACCAAAUUUAAAGCAAGAGAAAAUGGGCCCUAUUUCCAAGACUUCAAAAAAAAUGUCUUCACCAAUAGAUGCACUUCAGACUAUGAAAAUGGUUUUGCCUUCUAAUUUGAUCAUGAGGUCACUCACUAUGCACUGCUGUUAGGUGCAGAGGAAGAGCCUAACUAGCAAAACACAGAAUAAAGCUUCAGCCUUAUUGUAGCAAAGGGUUGCAAUCCUAUAUGUGUUUAUUUGGGAGUAAGUCCCAUAGAACUCCCAUGGAACCUUAUAAUUAUUAGACAUGGAUAGGAUCAGACUGCAGAAGCUUUAUGAAAAUGUACACCGGAAAAUUAAAUUCAUAUAAGGAUUUUCAUCAGAAACAUUUGAUGACUCCAUCCUACAGGUUAAAAAGAUACCUCAGAUCUGCUAGAGAAUUUCAGACAAAUCCUUUUAUUUUAAUUUUUAUUUGGUGGUUCUGGGUUGAACCUGGAUUUUAGCAUAUCAGUAAAGUUUUUAUAUCUUUUAAUGUUGUUGUUUUUGUAAGUAAAUCAAUAUCUCAUGUUUCUAUCUAACGUGUUCUUGAAUGUACAUUAAUCUGUGAACAACAAUACAGUUUCUUAUUGUUUCCUUUUUGAACUGGGCUUUCAUCAUAUAGAUGAACAAAAUCUCACCCCAUCCUAUCCCUAGGAAUCACUUAUCCAUGGAACAUCAUUAAAUAGUGAAUAUUGUCUCUCUCUCUUUUUUUUCUAAUUGAGAAAGUUGUGGUGGCUUAAAAUUCUUAUGGACAUCUGUUAAAUUACUUUCUGGGUGUGUUUGUGCGUGAAUGUGUGCCCACAUUGGGCCUUUUCUUAGACCAGUGACUGCCUGCAGUACUUUGGCAGUAAGAAUAAAAACAUUAUCAAUCAGUAUCCAGCAGCAGCUGUUUUGACAGGUUUCUGUCCGACAUCUAAUGCUUUACAACGUUCAGUGGCUCCUUUUGUCUCUGAGUCCUAAGAUGUUCAUUGUGUUGCUUCCAUGUUUAUAUCCUGUACUAAUAUCUGUGGGAGUGCUAGCAUUUUUUGAACAUCUUUCAUGUGUUCAGUAUUCUCCCGGUCCCGGUCCCUUGUAUUACAUGCCACAUGUCUCCACUUACAUAUUCAAAUACUGUAAACAGAAGUGUGUGUUGUGUUACUGAGCUUCUUGCAUUUCGUUAUUUAUAGAAGUUAACAGAUUUUUGUACUUAACUAGCUAACACAGUUGCCCUUUUUUUUGUAAUGGCAAAUAAUUUAUAUUACAAAGGUUUGUAUCUCACUGUAGUGAAAAGCAAUGAUUGAUCGCUAACCCACCAUAUAUCCCUGACUUUAUACGAAAAGUACAGCAUCUAUACUCAGUUGACAAAUUCAUGCACAUAACUGCUAUGCAGAAAGAACUGUUUGUGAUUUAUAUCGUUUUACGCUAACCAAAAUGAAAAUAAAUGCUGUG